UAUCAGAACUGUGUGGUUACGUUUGAAACCCAGCAAGUAACUCAAAUGAAUGCUAAGAAUUUGCGGAGAAAUGAAAGUGAAAGUCGCCAGGAAAGUGUACUGACUGCUUUUGCAGCCGUUGCAAUACCACGAAUAACGCGUUAUCUCUGACCCGAUUACUUGGGCUACCUCUCUUUCAGUUUUGCUCUUCGUUGCCAAGAGAAGAAAAUAAAGAUGGACAUUGACGAAGGAUUUUAUUCCCGGCAGCUGUACGUCCUCGGUCAUGAUGCUAUGCGACGGAUGGGUGAAGCUGACAUACUUAUUGCGGGGAUGCGUGGUCUUGGUGUAGAGGUAGCCAAGAAUGUUAUUCUUGCCGGUGUUCGUUCCGUCUUGGUGCAAGAUGAGGGAAUGGUGGAAUGGAAUGACCUGUCGUCUCAGUUUUAUUGUAAGGAGGCUGACCUGGGCCGGAAUAGAGCCCAGAGCUGUGUCAGCUGUCUGGCCCGUCUCAAUGCUCAUGUGUCAGUGGAGGCUCAUAGUGGACCGUUGGAGGAAGGCCUGCUCAGUCAGUUCCAGGUGGUGGUUCUGACAAAUUCUUCACUUGAUGAACAGAAGCGUAUUGGAGACUUUUGUCACUCCAGGAACAUCAAACUUGUCAUUGCUGAUACUAAAGGACUUUGUGGCCAGCUGUUCUGUGAUUUUGGAGAGCAGUUUAGGGUUUUGGAUUGUGAUGGAGAGACUCCUCUCUCUGUCAUGGUGGACUCGAUCACAAAGGGAAACCCUGGCAAGGUGACGUGUACUGAGGAGCAUGACUUUGUGGAUGUCACCCAUGUCACCUUCUCUGGGGUGCAAGGCAUGGUGGAGCUUAACACCUGUGGGCCUGUAGAAAUCCAGAUACUGGAUGACUACUCCUUCAGUAUCUGUGACACCUCACGUUUCUCGGCCUAUGAGAAAGGUGGAGUGGCAUCAGAAGUGAAGAAGGCAGCAACUAUAACAUUUAAAUCCUUUUGUGUGGCUCUGGAGGAAGCCGUGAGGAGUUCCGAGAUGAUGGUACCGACUGACUACGGCAAGCUGGAGGAACAUCGCACCCUACACAUUGCCUUCCAGGCUCUACACCAGUUUGAGAAAAGCACAGGGCACUUACCAAGCUCCAGGUCAAAGGUGGAUGCUGAUAGGCUGGUAACCAUGGCGAGGGCGUGCAGUGGGGCGUCCAGUCUGGAGGAGCUGCAUGAGGGCGUGGUGAGGAAGCUGGCCAUGAGUUGCCGCGGUGACUUGGCCCCCAUCAAUGCCUUCAUCGGAGGACUAGCUGCCCAGGAGGUUAUGAAGGCCUGUAGUGGGAAGUUCACUCCCCUGUGUCAGUGGCUGUACUUUGACGCAUUUGAAUGUCUCCCGGAGGAAGAGGAGGAUAAGGAAGAGGCCCUAACAGAAGACAUGUGUGGACCGAAAGGGUGCCGUUAUGAUGGACAGAUUGCCGUGUUUGGCUCAGCCUUUCAGGACAAGCUGGCCAGGAUGAGGUAUUUCAUGGUUGGUGCUGGUGCCAUCGGCUGCGAGCUGCUAAAGAAUUUCGCCCUGAUUGGCCUAGGAGCUGGAGAGGGCGGGCACAUCACGGUGACUGACAUGGACUCCAUUGAGCGAUCGAACCUCAAUCGACAGUUUUUGUUCAGGUCUCAGGACGUCGGGAGGCAGAAGGCCGAGGUGGCAGCGCGGGCGGUGCGGGAGAUGAACCCGGCUCUGAACAUCUCAGCUCACCAGAACCGUCUGGGUCCAGAGAGCGAGGGGGUGUACGGCUACAGCUUCUUCAGGCAGCUGGACGGAGUGGCUGCAGCCCUGGACAAUGUGGAGGCCAGAGUGUACCUGGACGGGCUCUGCGUGCGCUACCAGAGGCCCAUGUUAGAAGGGGGUACCCGGGGCACCAAGGGCUCCACUGAGGUGGUGGUUCCUCACCUGACCAAGUCCUACGGCCCUGCCUCCUCCAGCUCUGACAAGGCCAUCCCCCUCUGCACUCUCAAGAACUUCCCUCACCGCAUUGAACACACCCUGCAGUGGGCCAGGGACCAGUUUGAGGGCAUUUUCAAGCACUCAGCAGAAAACGUCAACCAGUAUCUGAGGGAUGCCACCAACUUCCUGUCUCGGCUGGCGGAGCGCGGCGAGGUGGAGGCCCUUGAGGUGCUGGAGGUCGUCAGCGCCAGCGUGAGUGACCUCCGACCCCUGAGCUGGGAGGACUGCGUCCGCUGGGCCCGGCUGCGCUUCGAGACGCUCUACAAUCAUGACAUCCGGCAGCUGCUCCACUGCUUCCCCCCUGGCACGAUGACCAGCUCGGGGGUGCCGUUCUGGACGGGCGCUAAGCGAUGUCCUCAUCCUCUGACCUUUGAUCCAGAGUGUACCACCCAUAUGGACUUCGUGGUGGCAGCCGCUAACCUGUACGCCCAGACGCACGGCAUCCGGGGGGCCAGCCGUGACCGGGGCCCCAUCAAAGCUGCACUGAAGGGGGUCCACGUGCCACAGUUCAGCCCCAAGUCCUCCGUGAAGAUCCACGUGAGUGACGAGGACAUGGAGGGGGACCAAGGGAAGGAUGUGGAUACAGCUCGGUUGGAGGCUCUGAAGGCCGAUUUGUGCUCCACCAGGCCUGAACAGGACCGCCAGGCCCUGAUGAUGCACCCCCUGGAGUUUGAGAAGGAUGACGACAGCAAUUUCCACAUGGACUAUGUGGUGGCAGCCUCCAACCUGCGCGCGGAGAACUACGACAUUCCCACGGCCGAUCGACUCAAGAGCAAGCUCAUAGCUGGGCGCAUCAUCCCAGCCAUCGCCACGACAACGGCAGCUGUGGCGGGCCUGAUGUGCCUGGAGCUCUACAAGUUGGUGCAGGGCCGUGUGCAGAGCCAGGCCUACCGCUCCGCCUUCCUCAACCUGGCUGUGCCGCUCUUCGUCAUGUCUAUGCCUUCCAAGCCCCGCCUCUUUAAGGUGUCGGGGCGGGAGUACUCCCAGUGGGAUGGCAUCCUGGUGGAGGGGAGGCCAAGUGGACAGCAGGAAAUGACCUUGGGAGCCAUGCUGCAGCACAUCAAGCAAGUCCAUGGGUUGGAGGUGUCAAGUCUUUUCUAUGGGCCAGCCAUGUUGUACAGCGCGGGACCAAGCCAUGAGGACAGACUACAGCAGAGGGUGUCUGAAGUGGUGUGUCGUGUCACCAAGAGUGAGCUCCCACCACACACAGAGAUGCUGGAGAUGGUGCCUGAUUUUGUGGGGGAGGACGAGGCGGAGGACGAGGAAGAAGCAGACGCCAUGGCCUAUCUGCCCAUAAGAUAUGUUCUUGUACCUCCCGGACAAAAUUAAGGUCCUUUGGUGAUUUACUGUAUGUCCUUGAAUAAAAAUAAAUUUGUUUGGCAUGGCUGACAAAACAAUUCCAUGUAAAGUGAUUGUCAAAAAUGACCACAGUAACACUCCAGAUCAGAGAUAAAUUACAGGGCAGUGCUUUGUGCCAUUUCCAAAAUGCUCUGGUGAACAUGUGACACUAACUCUGUAACACCCAACCAGAUCAAUAUAAUUGUCUUUCCUCAUGUUUUACAUAUAUUUGCGAGUAUAAUUUAUCACCUGGGUUGUAAUUUGUCCUUAUUUGUAAUUAUUUUGGAAAAUCAAGCCGUGACUGUGAAAUCAUUGGCUUUUUUCAUGCUACGUCAAGACACUUUUGAUUGAAUGCAUUUGAAGCAUGUAUAAGUUGCGUCCAGUGGCAUAGACAUAUGCAGUACAUGCCAUCGACACUGCCACUGUUUUCUGCCAGCACCGAGAGUCCUAUACACCUGCUACGCUUCAAGGCGGAAUGUGUUUGAUGCCAUGACGAUAAAGGCUAAUUGCUGCUGUGGAAUCGUACUCCUCUUGGGGUUCUCGUCAUCUGCAGAACAUCGAGCUGAUGGUGCGUUGAUGUGUUUAUGUUUACCCCUCUACCGUUAUCUGAUGGAGAGACCGCUAUAAGGAAAUGAGCUUGACUCAAAUGGCUAAAUAUGAGUCAUCCUCCUCUCCUUUACAGCUCAUGGGCACCUUCAGGGCGCUAACAUGUGGGAAGAAGCCUACUUAUAUAGUCCCUACAGAAGACUGAAAUACAAUACGUAUUCCUUCUUCUUGGUGAUUAUGAUUGCACAAUAUUUAAAUCACUACAUUUUGAUGUGAAUGUUGAUUGAAUGUUAAAUGUUGAUUAAAACUAUUUAAACUAUUGGUAAGUGUAAAAGUGAUUAACGUCUUCCUUCUUCCUUGGUGAUCAUUAUUGCACAAUAUAGUACAUUUAAAGCACUGAUGACUGGCUGGUUUUCUGUUGGGAGUAUACAUUUUGAUGUGAAUGUUAAUUGAAUGUUACAUUUUGAUUAAAACUAUAGGGAAGUGUAAAACUUAAUUGAGUGUAAGGGCUAAUGUUUUAGAUACUUUUUUCUGAAAUUAAUAAUAGUGGUGUGUCAUGUUAAAAACUAUGCUUAGUGGCUGUAUGAAAAAUGAAACUACAAGGUCCGGCUUAUGUGAAAUGCAGCACAAAAGUGGUAAAGUCAUGUCACGUUUUAUAAAUUUAACUUAAGAUGAUUAACUACUUUCUAAGUGAAGGCUGCUUUUUUAAGAGUGUCUAUUGUAUGCUUUUCUUGGGGACAAUAACAGUUUCCCCAAAUGAGGUGGCGAGUGACAAUAGGUUUUUUUGGCAGAUGUGGAGAAUUCCAGUCCAGUCGGUCCCCUUCACCAUAGUCUCAGCCCCUUUCCAACAAUGCCUUUCCACAAACACUGUAAACCCUCUCAAGCCCAUUCAGAUUCAUGGCCUUCUUUGAAGUGCUGAAAGGGGAUCAAGCAUCUAACUGUGAAUAGUAAAAAAGAAGUCUGUCUUAAAGCUGUAAUUAGGGAGUGUUCUCUUUCUUGUGUGAUGUAUUAUGGGAAGAUCAAGAGAGUUGUUUUUAAAUAGCCUUUCCUCUACUCUGGUUCUACUUUUUUCCAGCUGUCGCUGAUAUAGACAGGGCUGAUGACAGCUGAUAGAUGACAUGUUAAACUUGUGCUUUAUCCCUUUAACACAUUCCGCUAUUAUAUGAAAUGUUUUCUGUUUUGUUGAUGUUUUAAUUAUUUUAAUUUGAAUGUUUAAUUAACGGGUGUCUGAACAAAUAAAAGUUUGAUUGAGGAAACCAACAUUUCUUGCUUUCGACUGUUUCUCUACUCCCUCCCAGGUG
Molecule: messenger RNA, 5159 nt
Organism: Engraulis encrasicolus (European anchovy)
Lineage: Eukaryota; Metazoa; Chordata; Actinopteri; Clupeiformes; Engraulidae
Gene: uba7
Product: ubiquitin-like modifier activating enzyme 7
Exons: 24
Coding region: 214-3303 (1029 amino acids)
Biological process (GO): ubiquitin-dependent protein catabolic process; DNA damage response; protein ubiquitination
Cellular component (GO): nucleus; cytoplasm
Molecular function (GO): ubiquitin activating enzyme activity
Source: RefSeq, a predicted model, not a curated record